GCGACAAUACGAGCGGCAGCUGUGUCAGGUUGGGGUGCAGAUGAAUCGUGUGUCUGACGAGACGCGAAAGCAGAGACGCCCCCCCAGCAGCAAGAGGAGAGGGAAACAGCAGGCUGCUGAAGAGAAGAGAGCUGCCCAGCUGAAUAUUGCAGAGACGAAAAGCAACACACACACGACCCCACACUACAUAAAGGACUCUAUGAAGAGGGUGCGUCGUGUGAAGGCUGAGCAGGAGGAGAAGAGCAGAGAGGAGCUGAAGAGAAGAACAGACGCCAUACUGGCCCUCAAGGAGAGCAUCGCACACUCACAGGACGUGUUGCGUGUCCGGCGUCGGCGUGAGUGUGUGCGUUCUGAGCGUCGCGAGAAGAGAGAACAGCAGGAGCUGCAGACGCUGAAGGCAGCGGGAGUCAACACGACCGGACACACACACAUGCAGACACACCUGCAGAAACUACAGCAACGCCAACAGUGA
Messenger RNA from Engraulis encrasicolus (European anchovy), 472 nucleotides. Its product is annotated as cilia- and flagella-associated protein 74-like. Lineage: Eukaryota; Metazoa; Chordata; Actinopteri; Clupeiformes; Engraulidae. The coding region runs from base 41 to 472 and encodes 143 amino acids. The record is from RefSeq and is a predicted model, not a curated record. The transcript is spliced from 5 exons.